AUGGCUUCUGCUUUGCUUUUUCUUCUUUUCUUUCAUUCCAUAAUAACCCUCUCUAUAGCCAGCGUAAACAUAGACUGUGGAACGUCAUUGUCAAGCGUAGACAACAACAAUAUAAAAUGGGUCGGAGACACAGACUUCAUCACAUCCGGAGUGUCGGCCACGGUUUCCUCCACCACCGAGAAAUCCCACACCACACUUCGGUAUUUUCCAACCGAUGAAUCAAAUUGCUACUCCAACAUUCCGGUUACAAAAGGCGGAAAGGUCCUAGUGCGAACGAUGUUUUACUAUGGGAACUAUGACGGGAAGUUUUCAUCCCCAACGUUCAGCAUAGUGUUCGAAGGUAAACACGGGCGCACUGUAUCGAUAACCUCGGCCUUCGUACCUUACAUUUUGGAGCUGAUAUUUUCUCCGGCCAGUGGAGAGACCAACGUUUGUUUUGUGCGUACGUCUACCUCAUCAGACCCUUUUGUAUCCUCCAUUGAAGUUGUCGACUUGGCCGAUGGCAUGUAUGACGACCUCGGUCCUGGUGAAGGUUUGUUUUACCAACAACGAAUUGCGUAUGGCUCAACUGAAAUUUUAAGAUCGGAUCUUUACGGUAGGUUCUGGCUUCCUUCCGAGAUAACCUUAUUGUUCACAGUAACACCAUCCUUGGCUGCAUCCAUCGAUACCUCUGGUGCAUCAAACAACCCGCCUGAGUCCAUCCUCCGUAACUCUUGGACUUGGAGCAUGGAAGGCUUAACAUUAUUCGACCCCAGUCUUCCUUCUGGAGGAGUUCCGGUUUAUUUGGCUAUGUAUUUCUCGGAGCCUCUGCAGUCCAGUGUACGAUCGUUCAACAUAAUAUUUGGCAGUACAAAAGUUGGUAACGGUCCAGUUGUACCAAUGUUUGGAAAAACUACACAAGUUGUAGUGAGAGACGUCGCGGCCAGCUCUAGCACCCAUCUAUUCUUCCAGUCCACAGCUAGUGCGGUUUUACCCCCCAUGAUAAAUGCAUUGGAGCUUUAUGUGAUAAGUUCGGGUACAAGCGGAAGCGGAAGUGGAAGCGGAUCAGGAACAGGUGGAGAUGGUGGUGGUGAUAGUGGUGGUGGUGGUGGUGGAGGAGGAGGGUCUGGGAGCGGAGGGUCUGGUGGGACUAGCAAAGGAGGAAGCAAUGAAGUGAGUUCAGGCGGGUCAACCAAUGAAGAAAAGAAAAGUAAACUGCCAAUAAUAAUCGGUGUUGUCAUCGCGGUAGCGGUUGUUCUUAUUAUCGCAUAUGUGUUCAUUGCUAUUUUCUUGGGAAAUCGUCGCAGAGCUAGGAUGCAAGCGUUGGCAUUGCCAGCGUCCACAGUGACUAAUUUGGGGACCGGAGCAUCCCCUCUAGACGGACAACAAAUAGGCAACGAUUCAAAUCAGCCUACAAUUGAUGCGGACAUAGGAGAAAUCGGCGACUUAAUUGGAGUGAAUCAAUUGUAUGUAGCGCAAUGA
Messenger RNA from Eutrema salsugineum, 1461 nucleotides. RefSeq lists its product as uncharacterized. NCBI's taxonomy places the organism in Eukaryota, Viridiplantae, Streptophyta, Magnoliopsida, Brassicales, Brassicaceae. The transcript is spliced from 6 exons. The coding region runs from base 1 to 1461 and encodes 486 amino acids. The record is from RefSeq and is a predicted model, not a curated record.